ACCACCAUGGGAGAAGAGGCAAGACUCGCAGCACCCUGAUGCUGAUUUACAGCAGCGUGGCUGUCCAUGCUCCAAAAGAGCAGCUUCUCUCCCGAGUAGAGGCAGACAUCACAGGGAACAUCCUUCUCCAUUACAGAGCCAGUUGUCAGGUGCUGGGCAUCACUGUUGUAAACAAGGACAUGAACCUAAAAUUAACCCUCAUCCACAAUGUCAUGGAGAUUAGCUGUGCCAUCUUGGAGACCAGAGACUCCCAAGAGUUCGAAUUCUCAUACAAACUGGAGCUCCUUGGCUACAUGCUGGACUUCAUUAAAAACGAACCACUGGAUUCCCUGGCAUCUCCAGUUCGCUACAAGGCAAUUCUUGCUAUUGAACAUCUGAGGUAG
Molecule: messenger RNA, 383 nt
Organism: Mauremys reevesii (Reeves's turtle)
Lineage: Eukaryota; Metazoa; Chordata; Testudines; Geoemydidae
Product: maestro heat-like repeat-containing protein family member 2B
Exons: 4
Coding region: 39-383 (114 amino acids)
Cellular component (GO): cytoplasm
Source: RefSeq, a predicted model, not a curated record